Podospora bellae-mahoneyi is the source of this 676-nucleotide messenger RNA. RefSeq lists its product as uncharacterized. Lineage: Eukaryota; Fungi; Ascomycota; Sordariomycetes; Sordariales; Podosporaceae. The record is from RefSeq and is a predicted model, not a curated record.
CCCAAACCAAAAAUUAUCAGGGUGGAAAUUACCACACCUCGAGGACUCAUAGAGCUCACAAUAAACAUCUGGCUGGCGCAACCCAACCUCUUCACAUGUAUUUUACUCUUACAUCUCCCCUUGCACAAGACACACCACAACGCACUCUAUGGACGGGCCACUCAAGAUGAACGGGGCCUUGCGGGCAUUAUCACUAAAGGCCUGCCGCGAGAGCCAUAAUUGGCAUCCGGUAACAGAAGGACAGACCUUCUCAUACCAAGCAAAGGGUACCAAGGCACAUGAAGACCUCGUCCUUCAAUUCCUCGAGGAUUAUCAUGAUGACAUUCAGCACUGGGAGGCUGGCUGUGAGAUCGUCAGGCGAGGACCGUUCAUGUUAAAAGAAUGGAGGGCAAAAGCAAGCGGCAUAAUAAUCCCUCUCUUGGAGGACGACAGCGAGCUUGGCGCAGCUGAGAAACCUCUUGUCAAACUCAUCAAGCUCCCGCCGUCUAAAUUCGAAAUCGAUUUUUCUUUCGGGUGGCAAGGGUGUGUCUUUUUGUCCCAUCAAGAUAAUAGAAUCAAAGUAGAGAAAGGUAGUAUAAAGUUUAUCCUGUUGCACGCUGUGCCCAAGAAGGAGGAUACUAUGGAAAGCACCAACACCGGGGAAGGGCAGGCUGUGGGGGCUAUGGACAAGUUGUAG